Aspergillus luchuensis is the source of this 1527-nucleotide messenger RNA. RefSeq names its product questin oxidase family protein. Gene Ontology annotation, molecular function: oxidoreductase activity. NCBI's taxonomy places the organism in Eukaryota, Fungi, Ascomycota, Eurotiomycetes, Eurotiales, Aspergillaceae. The transcript is spliced from 5 exons. Bases 1 to 1527 code for a protein of 508 amino acids. The record is from RefSeq and is a predicted model, not a curated record.
AUGACUCUACGCUACUGCCUUUCUUCAUCAUCAGUUUUGAGUCGGGCGCUCAGAAAGUCUGCUUUUACCAGUGCUUCUGGAUUGCGAUUUAGGUCGUCUUCAUAUAAUAGGGACGGUUACUUACUGCCCAGAAUGAAUCUAUCAACUACUACUACUACCGCCACUUCUCUACAACGGUCACUUCAGGGUGAUGCCCCCAUGGCAACGUCUACAAAUAUCCAUCUCUCCCCUGAACAUGAUCAUGGGAUCGUCUCUCAUAAUUUGAGCGAGGAGUCAGCGCGCGUGGCGAGUGAGGUUCUCCAGGAGGAUAUGCGGUCCCAUCAUGUGUUCUUUAAUCAGAGUGGGUUUCAUAACCACAUCCCCCACCACGUCCUAAGUCUAUAUGCCCUCGGUGCAACUCCGGAACAAAUCCGCGCCGCAUAUGACAAAAAUAGCAGCUAUCAGCGGCCCAAGAUGCCCGUGGAUGAGGAUGUGGUGAGUCAGAUGGGAAAGGCUGAAGGGUUCUUGAAGUAUCUGGGACAGGAGAAGCAUUAUAGUAAUUAUCUGGAGUUUUUUCAACGUCAGAUGAAGGAGAAGGGUGAGGAGAGGGUGUUGGGGGAGUAUCUUUUCUCGGAUUCCGGUGGUGAGGUGGCUGAGUUGAUGUUGGGGAGGUUGUUUGGAGGCUUGAUCCAUCCAUUUAUUCAUUUCGGAUUCGGUCUCGAGUUCAACCAGCCUGCUAUUGUAGCUGAAGGGCUGGCGCAGACGGCUGUUCAUGAGGACUGGUACGGUCCGUUGUUCUUCUGGCCCGUGGAAAAAGCAGCCGGGGGUAUGGCCAAGCAUGGGAAGAAGUCCAUGCUGCAGAUUCUGGAGGAGAUUCGGGCUGAUGAGAAGCUGGCGCGGUCUGCGCAGUAUGAUGAUGGCCAGCGGAUGAGGAAUGGGGUGCUGAAAAGGGCUCCCGAUGAGAUGAUUAAGUAUGCGGCGGAGUUUACGGUCUCAGUGGAUCAGGUGGAGGAGAAGACAGCAGAAAUUAUCAAUACUGUUGCAUACUUCACCAGUGCCGCACAGCGCCCUGAUAAGCAGAUCAAGUUCGAUUUCUUCUACAUCCACGGCGUCAACUCCACUAUCUUCCUGUCCAAGAUUAUCCGGUUGCCGUAUCUGGAUGACGUGACUAAAGCACGAAUUCUAGAGUGGACGGGGCGCCUGGAUCUGUUGCUCUAUGUUGCGUACGGAGCGGCAGAUCUGCAUCUAGAUGAGAUUACAAAAUAUCCGGCAGCGAAGAGCUGGGAGGAGAUCUAUUCUUAUUGCAACGGCCAGUCAAGUGAUGAUGGACAUCUGCCCAAGUUGGUGCGAGCCUUGAAGAAUGGUGAGAGGGCAUGCCGGCCUUUUGAAGACCGGGCCGAGGAGCUAGGGCUGAAGAUUAAGGGAGAUAUGUGGCUGAAGAUUGCGAAUAUGGUGAUGGAUUCGACUGGCCAGGAUCCCCAGUGGGUCCGCGGAGCGGGUUUUGAUGAGGCGUGGAAGAACCUGGAGGAACGUCGAUCUCGGCUGUAA